Messenger RNA from Phyllostomus hastatus (greater spear-nosed bat), 1966 nucleotides. It is a transcript of the gene CPEB1, whose product is annotated as cytoplasmic polyadenylation element binding protein 1. The transcript is spliced from 11 exons. The coding region runs from base 189 to 1664 and encodes 491 amino acids. Gene Ontology annotation, cellular component: nucleus; neuron projection; cytoplasm. NCBI's taxonomy places the organism in Eukaryota, Metazoa, Chordata, Mammalia, Chiroptera, Phyllostomidae. Gene Ontology annotation, biological process: negative regulation of cytoplasmic translation. The record is from RefSeq and is a predicted model, not a curated record. Gene Ontology annotation, molecular function: mRNA regulatory element binding translation repressor activity; translation factor activity, RNA binding; ribosome binding.
AAGAUUGCUGGGACAGCCAGGAGGCACACGCACUCUCCACGUGUAGCAAUGCCAGUAUCUUCCAGAGGAUAAAUGCCAUACUGGAUAAUUCUCUGGAUUUCAGUGGAGUCUGCACUACGCCCAUCAGUCGAGAAGUUCAUGAUCAUCUGCCAGACUUCCCGGACUCGGAAGAAACAGUCGUGAGCAGGAUGCUUUUCCCCACCUCUGCGCAAGAUUCUCCCCGGGGCCUCCCAGAUGCAAAUGACCUGUGCCUUGGCCUGCAGUCGCUCAGUCUCGCGGGCUGGGACCGACCCUGGAGCACCCAGGACUCCGAUUCCUCAGCCCAGAGCAGCGCGCAGUCGGUGCUGAGCAUGCUCCACAACCCACUGGGCAAUGUCCUGGGGAAGUCCCCCUUGGGCUUUCUGCCGCUGGACCCCCUGGGAGCUGAUGUGGUGGACAAGUUCCCAGCACCCUCGGUCAGAAGCUCCCGCCUGGACACGCGGCCCAUCCUGGACUCCCGUUCCAGUAGCCCCUCCGACUCAGACACCAGUGGCUUCAGCUCGGGAUCGGACCACCUCUCCGACUUGAUCUCAAGCCUCCGCAUCUCCCCCCCGCUGCCCUUCCUGUCUCUGACAGGGGGUGGCCCCAGGGAGUCUUUAAAGAUGGGGGUUGGGUCCCGGAUGGACCAAGAGCAAGCCGCUCUCGCCGCAGUCACUCCUUCCCCGACCAGCGCGUCCAAGAGAUGGCCGGGGGCUUCCUUGUGGCCGUCCUGGGACCUCCUGGAAGCCCCUAAAGACCCCUUCAGCAUUGAGAGAGAGGCCAGGCUGCACCGGCAGGCUGCAGCCGUGAACGAAGCCACCUGUACCUGGAGUGGUCAACUUCCUCCCCGGAACUACAAGAACCCCAUCUACUCUUGCAAAGUGUUCCUAGGAGGUGUUCCUUGGGAUAUCACGGAGGCUGGAUUGAUUAACACCUUCCGUGUUUUUGGCGCUCUGAGUGUGGAGUGGCCCGGUAAGGACGGAAAGCACCCCCGGUGUCCUCCCAAAGGUAAUAUGCCUAAAGGGUACGUGUACCUGGUCUUCGAGCAGGAGAAGUCCGUCCGGGCUUUGCUGCAGGCUUGCUCCCACGACCCGCUGAGCCCGGACGGCCUGAGCGAGUACUACUUCAAGAUGGCCAGCCGCAGGAUGCGCUGCAAGGAGGUACAAGUGAUCCCCUGGGUCUUGGCUGACAGCAACUUUGUCCGGAGCCCGUCUCAGAGACUCGACCCCAGCAGGACGGUGUUUGUGGGCGCUCUGCACGGGAUGCUCAACGCCGAGGCCCUGGCAGCCAUCCUCAACGACCUAUUUGGCGGAGUGGUUUACGCCGGCAUUGACACAGAUAAGCACAAGUAUCCCAUUGGGUCUGGUCGUGUGACUUUCAAUAACCAGCGUAGUUACUUGAAAGCCGUGAGUGCCGCUUUCGUGGAGAUAAAAACCACCAAGUUCACCAAGAAGGUUCAGAUCGACCCCUACCUGGAAGACUCUCUGUGUCAUAUCUGCAGCUCUCAGCCUGGCCCUUUCUUCUGUCGAGAUCAGGUGUGCUUCAAGUACUUCUGCCGGAGCUGCUGGCACUGGCGGCACAGCACGGAGGGCCUGCGCCACCACAGCCCCCUGAUGCGGAACCAGAAGAGCCGAGAUUCCAGCUAGAGGAGCCGGCCUCGCCCGGUGGCCUGUGGUGCCCGAGUGCCCGCGGCUGGCAGGUCAGGCGGCAGCCUGCACCACCCGGCCACCGGCGACCAGGGAGCUGGCUUCCCGGGGACAAGGGAAGACCGUAGUCACCUUUGCACUUGCUGAGUCUGUCUUUGUUUCUGCACUAAUUAAUGCACAAUGAGUUUUGUCAGGUUUGUUUUCAGGGGCUGAGGCAGGGCAAGGACCCUCUGGCUCGCCCUCCAAGCGACUCUGUAGUUUUCCCAGAUUUUUAGUUCCUCAUUUUGCCGAUGAAAAGCAAA